Monodelphis domestica (gray short-tailed opossum) is the source of this 8493-nucleotide messenger RNA. RefSeq names its product zinc finger CCCH-type antiviral protein 1. Gene Ontology annotation, molecular function: metal ion binding; NAD+ poly-ADP-ribosyltransferase activity; RNA binding. Gene Ontology annotation, cellular component: nucleus. Lineage: Eukaryota; Metazoa; Chordata; Mammalia; Didelphimorphia; Didelphidae. Gene Ontology annotation, biological process: response to virus; positive regulation of type I interferon production; positive regulation of mRNA catabolic process. The record is from RefSeq and is a predicted model, not a curated record.
GGAGGAGGAGGAGGUGGGCGGGGAUUCUAGAGGGAUCCUGGGCACUGGCACUGGCACGGGCGUAGUUUUGCUCACUUUCUAGCCUGGCACGUCAGCUGAUCCGAAUGAAAUGCAAUCACUAUCUGGGGUGAUUUCUGAGCCCAGAGAAUUCCCAGAUUGGGGAUUCCCUACCAACCUGAGUUUUGCAAUUCGAAACUAAUCUCCCGCAGGCAGCCCGGGGCUGGGGCGUUUCCGGAAAGUCGGAGCCUCUGGCUGAGCCCACCCCCUCGGAGCUCGUAAGUUUCGUUUCUCUUUCCAGCUCUCGGUUCAAGCCCUCUGCGUCGCUCGUUCUUCUUCGGCAGAGGCUGCAGCGCUAGCCGAGCUGGACUGACCAUGGCGGACCCGACCGUGUGCGACUUCCUCACGAGGAUCCUGUGCGCCCAUGGGGGCCGAAUGGAGCUCCGAGAGCUGCUCGGCCACAUCGAGCUGUCCGAGACGCAGGUCGUCGAGGUGCUGAGCGAAGCGGGCCCCGAACGCUUCAUGCUCCUGGAUCAGGGCCCCGGCACCUGCCCGGUAGUGCUGGCUACCACCUCUGUGCGAGUGUGCAGGCGCAAGGUCUGCGAGGGCCAAUGUGAGGCCCUGCACCUCUGCAAGCUGAACCUGUUGGACAGGUGCCGCUUUUACAAUAGCGAGAGGAUUUACUGCAAAUAUUCCCACGAUAUUCAUUCGGAAAAGAACAUCAGAAUCCUGAAAAAGCAUUCACUUUUUACACUCUCCAAAAAAGAGCUGGGUGUUCUUCUUCUCCAGAGUGACCCCUUUUUCCUGCCUGAUAUAUGCAAACACUACAAAGGAGAAAAUAGGAGUGACUCUUGCAGUAAGAAGACAGAAUGCCAGAGACUCCACAUCUGUGAACACUUCACUCAAGGAAAAUGUGGCUUUGAACACUGCAAUCGGUCUCAUAACUUGAUGGAUACAAAGGCCUUGGAACUUCUCAGAGAACAUGGGCUAACUGACUCAAUAAUUAUGAAUAUCCAGGAUAUUUAUAAUCAGAAGCAUGCCAAAAAUAAAAAGUUUCUUUCCGGGAGAAAAGGCCAGUCAAACCAAAGAAAAAGAGAAAGUAGAAGCCAAAGUAGAAAUCGAUAUUUUUUUGAGACGCAGGAAUUGGCUCCAUCACCUUCUGCCUUGGUCGGAACUUCGCACAUACCAGGACCAGAUAAAACAACCCCAGCACCAUUGCCAUCCUUUGAAGGCAAAGCGAAAGAGAGCAGAACCACUACUUUAAGUAAAGAUUGUGCUCAGUCAGUAUCAGUAUCUCCUAAGACUUCCAAAACCCAAGAAGGUUGUCAAGCUGGCACAAAUUCAAACGUUUCAGUGACUAGCCAUCGAGAAAGCCGCUUUGGGAACCAAGAUGGUACCCAGCUUGCUGCCUCCACCUCUCCACCAUUUUCAACGGACAAAGGCUCCACCCCUGUAAGGAGUAGUAGAGUUGAGAGAAAAAUAAAUAUGUUCUUUGGGAGUGAAGAUGAUUCCUUCUCUGGUCCAGAUCUCAUAACCACUAGCAAAAGUGGAGUAAUGCCUUCCCACAACUGUGCAAAUGCAGGAGAUGACUUUGGAAAUCAGAAAGCCUAUUCUUCACCUGGUCUCCCCAAAACCGUUCAUGUGCAGGGCAAAGGCAGCAAUCCUGUAGUGUUUUCCAAAUAUAAACAAACAGCUAAUGGAAAGAAAGAGGACUCCUCAUGUAAGAGUAAGGACAAUCAGUCCACGUUGGCGAAUCCCCAAAUGGCUAAGACAGCAACAUCAAUAGGGAAAUUAGAAACUCCAAUCCCAAAUCACAGUGUUGCUAAUGUCAGUUCUACUGUGAGAUCAAGAACAUUCUGGAAUACACAUGAGCAGCAACACAACCUGAACAAACUUGCUGAUGAAUCACUAGCCUGUCAAACUGAUGCCCUGAAUCUGAACUCUGCAAUAAUUGCUAAAAAGGACAGAAAAGAUGCCUCUUGUGCGUCUCAGAAUAUCCAAGCCCUCCCCGUGUCUAACACAGCAACUGCUAGUGGACCACCAAAAACCUCAUCUGCAUCUCUCACCCAGAGUGGAAUUCAAAAGUGCAAUUUAGUCCAGCCUUCUAUACCAAGAGUGGUACAAGAUCCCGUUGUCUCCAAACCAGCUUCAGUGUACAAGGCAGCCGCAUCGCCCUUGAGCAACCAAACAGUGGUAAGAGAGAGGAUGUUUUCUUUUGGCCAAGUUGGAUCUGUUUCUUCCUCUGGUUCUUGUCAAACUUCUGACACCUUGACUGCAAGCAAUAGUGGAGGAGCAUCUCCUUCCAAAAGUACAAAUGCAGAGGAUUGCAGAGCCAGGGUUUCUAACACAACACCUUCAGAAAUGGAGAGUAAUGACUCCACUGAGAUUUGUCUUGACUUCCUUCAUACAGAUUGUAAACUGCAAGAACGCUGCAAGAAUAUUCAUUUUCAUCUACCCUACCGAUGGCAGCUGCGCAUUGCCAAUAAUUGGAAAGACUUUAAGGACAUGGAGGAUAUUGAGAAGGCUUAUUGCGACCCAAAUAUCUCUCAAAGUCAUAGCAUCGACUUCCAAAAAAUGACAUUUGGUUAUUUUUCUGUUCGACGUCUCUCUACUCCUUCAACUAUCCAAAAACCUGAUUAUGCCCUGAGCACUGAGUGGCUCUGGUAUUGGAAGGAUGAAUUGGACCAGUGGAUUGAAUAUGGAAAAGAGGAGUCUUUCGAAAACAAUUCCAGAGACCUGGAAGUCUUCUCUCAGAUCUAUCCAAUGGGGACUAUGGAAUUUAAGGCGGGCCAUCAUUCCUAUCUCCUGAACUUUAAAGAAAUGAUCCAGACAAACAUAUUAUAUCACACUAAACGGGAAGUACGAAGGCGGCCUAAAUUUGUGUCCUCUGUGACGGUGUACUGGACUAAAAAACAAGGAAACCCUCAAUCAGAUCAGAGCAAGGCAAUUUCCAUAGAUUUUCCUUCAUACUGGGACCACAUGGCUCUGCCACAAGUAGGAUAUAAGUUGUUGGAGGUCAGCAGAAUGUCCAAUGAAUAUGUUGUCAUCGACUUCCGCUUUAAAUCGACUAUGAAAAAUUUUGAAAUUCAGAAGAUAAUGAGGAACCAGAACCCAUCGCUCUGGAAUAAAUUUCAGCGGAAGAAGAAGAUGAUGCUGAGCAAUGGAGAGGAAAAGAUACUAUUUCAUGCGACGGACCAGACCAGGAUAACUUCAAUUUGCACUUUCAGUUUUGACUACAGUUACCAGUCACUUCAUGAAGCAAAAUAUGGGAAAGGUAUUUACUUUGCAAAAGAAGCCAGCUCUUCCCACAACAAUCAUAAAAGCAGUGCCAAAAAGAAGAUUAUGUUUGUCGCCCAAGUCUUGGUUGGAAUAAUGGCUGAAGGAAAAGAGACUCACCGUCCUCCGGAGCUUACCAUUGUGGACAAUAUAAACAAUCCCUCCAUUUUUGUCAUUUUUGAUUCGCAUCAGGUUUACCCAGAGUAUGUCAUUGAAUACACCGAUAUUGAUAAAGCCUGUAGCAUUAGUUAGGAAGGAAAAGAAUCAUGAUCAUACUCCAGAUAAUGAACCGUUUCCGUUCUUUAGAACCAGGUUGUCCACGAUAAUGAUGAAACUUUAUUCCUGAGCCCAGUAGUCGGGUACUAAGUAUCUGCUCCCCAUCUUUGGUUAAUAUGAUUUUCAGUCUGUUCAACAGCAACACCACGCCUAUUGUUAUGGUUCUCUCAUAACCAUUGUAGCACCAUGUCCGUAAUACACUGUAUGGGGCUAAUUUUUGCCUAUGUUAAAGUAAAUUUAAAAUAAUUUGGAAAAUGUUGGAAUAGCCAUUGGGAUAUAGACAUAUAGUCUGACGUGUUUUAUCUCCAAGGAUGAGAAUUCCAGCCUUAGAGCUGAGAUCCCAGGUUUGAAUUUUUGAAAAUGAUUUUUAUUAAAUGUACUGUUGCAAAUGAAUAGUUAUGAUAACUUCUAUAUACAUGACACAUUAAAGUGUAAACCUGUGAAUCAGAUAAUAAAAUUCAACGUGUUGGAAAGGGAGAUAAAUAAUGAGGAAAAAAUAAUGGGAAAUUUAUUGGAAAAGAUUGAAGCAAAAGGGUAUUACUGAAAAGAAGACAUUGGAGCCAAGCUUGGUAGUGAACUCUUAUAAUCCUAGCUAUGGGGAGGCUUAGGAUAGAGGAUGGUUAAGUAUUGGCACAGAGUUUGGCUUUAAAAUGGUGAGCCCCUGAGAGCAGAGGGCAGGGAUUUCUAAGUUGUUUAUGGAGGAGUGAACCAGCCCAGGUCAGAAUUGGAGAUUCUGUGCUGAUCUGUAAUGGGGAUUGGAUUUACCAGUAGUUCCUGACCUUCAAAUCUAUAAUAGUGAUAGACUAAAAAGACUGAAAGGAAGAAUUCAGUGAGGGCUGGGGAUAAGAGGCAAAUAGGUAAAAACAAAAGUCACCCAUACGUGAAUUUUCAAAAGGGAAUUGGAUUAGAUGACUUUUAAACAUCUAAACAUCAUCAUUAGCCAAGCUUCAGAAAUUAUCCUUGAAAAUUAAGAAAUAAAAAAUUUUUCAAUUUUUUAUUAGAUAGCAAUAUAGUUAUAAUACUAAACCAGAGAAGGAUAAAGCAAAGAAACAGAAGUUUAAUGUCACUAAUGAAUAUGGCUAUAAAAUUUUUAGAUAAAAUGCUAGCAAAAGUGAAUAGAGCAAUAUCUAAAAAAAUGCUCAUUGUAAUCAAAUUGGAUAUAUACUAGAGAUCUAAAGAUGGGUCCAAAAUUAGGAAAUUAGUUAGCAUACUCAUAUCAAAAACUACUUUGGACAAAAUGACUAUAUUAAUAGACGUGAUUUAAAUCCAACCUCAGACCUCUGCUAGAUGUGUGACCCAGGGAGAGUCACAUAAUCUCUUCAGUUUUAGCACCUAUCUCUCCCAGGGUUGUUAUGAGGAUUAAAUUAGAUAAUAGUUGAAAAACACUUAGCAUAGUAGUUGGCACAUAGUAAGUACUAUAUAUAAUUUUUAGUUAUCAUUAAUGUUAUUAAGAUGCCUUUGAAAACAUAAAAUGGUUAUUAAUGUUUUAACCCCCCCAACAAAGCUUAAAUAUUAAAGACCUAUUUUAAUAUUAUUGAUAGAGUCAGCAUCCUAUAUUACCUACCAUAACAAACUCAAAAUUGUAUGCAUAGCUAGAGCUAGAGGAGAAAAUUCUUUACCAAACAAGGGAUAGAAUUGAUCACACACACACACACACACACACACACACACACACACACACACACACACACACACAAAUAGAUAAUUCCUAUUACAUGAAACUUAAAAACUUUUUCAUGAAAUCAAAAUCUAUGCAGUUAGAAUGAAAAAUGAAAAGUAUUCUCUGGGGAGAAAGAAUAUUUCCAUCAAAUGUCUCUGAUAAGGCUCCAAUACCCAAGAUAUAUAGUACAUUGCUGAUACAUUAGACAAAAAGCCAGUAAAAUAUUCAAAAGAUUUGGAAACUGAUCCAAAAUACUCAUAAUAGGAGAACUACAGAAAAAUAAUUCUGAGGUGUCACCUUUACAUCUAGGAAAUUGGCAAAAAAAAAAAAUGGGGAUAAUCUACGUUGAAGGGAUGGGGGGGAAACAGAGACACCAAUGUAAUAUUUGCUGAAGUUGUAAAUUGGUCCAACCAUUCUGGAAAGCAAUUAGGAAUAAUACUAAAUUUAAAAAAUAAAUAAAUAUCCAUUGCUUUGACCCCAAAAUCACUAUUGGAUAGCUUCCCAAAAGAAGUUUAAGAUAAAAAGAAAGGCUCUGUAUGCUCUAAAAUAACUUUAGCAUCACUCGAUAGUAAAUUUCCCAACAUAGCUAAACAAAUUGUGAUGUAUGAAUGCAAUAUAAUCAAUGAACAUCUAUUAAGGGUCUCCUAAAUACCAGGCAGAAUCCUAGGCAACAGGAAUAGAAACUACAAAGAAUAAAAUAGUCCUUAUUCUCAGAAUUGAUGUCAAUAAAAUAAGUGCAAGAUACUUAAAUACUAGGUAGUUAAGGGAAGAGGGCUAUUGGCUAUGGAAAUCAAGAAAAGCUUUGUGUAGAAAAUGGUACUUGAACUGAAUUUUGAAGGAAGAUUGACAGUAGGAGACAGGUGAAGAGAAAAUAUAUUUCAAGCCUGUUGAAUGGCCAGUGCAAAGGAAUAAAAAAGGAAAUUAGGAUCUCAUGUGUGAUGAACAGAAAGGAUAGUUUAUCCGGAUUGCAGGGUGCUCGAAGGAGGGAAUGUACAAUGAGGCUAAAAACACAGUUUAGGGUCAGGUUAUCAAGGUCUUAAAAUACUAAAAACAAGAGUUUAAAUUUUUUCCUAGAAACAAUAGGGAACCACAAGAAUUUUUUGUGUGUGCAAAGGGACUAAUACGGUUAGAGCGAUACUUGAAGAAAAUCAUUCUAGCAGUUCUGUGAAGGAUGUUUUGCAGUAGGGAGAGAUGAAGCAGGGGAGAAUAAUGAGGAAGUUGUUGAAAUAAUCUAGAUAAAAGCUGAUGAGGACCCGAGUUAAAGAUAGUAGCUGGGUGUGUAGAAAAGAGGGUUCUAAUGGGAGAAAUGUUGUGGAGGUAGAAACAGCAAGAUCUAAAAAUGGUUAUAUGUGUAAAAUGUAAGAGAGUGAAAAGUUGAGAAAAAUUCCAAAGUUAUAAAUCUGCAAGACUAGAAAAUAUGGGAAGAGAGAAGUGUUUUGGGGGAAAGAUAACGAGUUUUGUUUUGGACAUGCUGAGUUGGAGACAUCUCUGAAACAUUCUGUGUGAGAUACCCAAUGGGUACUUGGGGAUAUGGGACUCAUUGGGGUUGGGGGAUGAUUGGUGUGAGGAAUCUAGAAGUCUAUCAUAUCAGAGAGAUUAUAAUUAAACCCACAGGCACUGAUGAGAUGACCAGGGGAGUGAGUGUGGAGAGAAAUGAGAUGAGGAUCCACAGCUUUGGAUUGGGGCUUGAUAUAGCAAAGGAGACUGAGAAGGAGCAGCCAUAUAGACAGGAGGAGAACCAAUGUCACCAAUUUUAAAAAGCAGCAACAGGGAGGAAAAGGUGUCAACAGCUGAAAGAGGAGGUUCGCGAAAAGAACACCAGAUUUGUCCAUUAAGAAUUUGCUGAUAAUUUGUAGAAAACAGUUACAGCUGAGUGAAAAGGUUUGCUUUUUGUUUUGUUUUGUUUUUUGCUAAAUUGCAAAGAAUUAAGGAAUGAUUAGAAAGAGGACAUGGAUGCAAACAUAUAGGAGUUUGGGAAGAGGAUGAGAACUUGAGGGGAUUUGGAGUCUAGUAAAGGUUUAAAGAUGGGGAGAUGGACAUGUUUAAGGAACCAGUAGAUAGGGCUGGGGGUGGUGAUUGAGCUUUCAGAUUAAUAGACAAGAUUAGUGAAAUAUUCGUGCCUUGUAAGAAAUGACAAAUAUGAAGAAUUCAGAGAAGUAAGAGAAGUUUUAUUUGAAAAGUGAGCAAGGAAAACACAUACAGAGUGACUGCAGUGAUGUAAAUUGGAAGACGCUGAAUAGUGUGUAAUUAUAAUGAUCAAGCUUAGCUCUGUAGAAGGAUUAAUAAAAUGUGCCUCCAGCCUCCCUUUGCAGAAGGGAGGGAGUAAGGAUGUAGAGUAUUAUACAUCCUCUCAGAUACAGUAAAUAUGUUUAGUAUUUUUGCUGAAAUGCUUAUUUUCCUCAUUCGUUGAAAAAAAUCCUUGUUAUAAGAGGGAAGGAUAUAUUUAAAAAUUAAGGUGAUAUAAAAUAAAAAAACAUCAGUAAAAAAAGAUUUAAAGAAAGAAAUUCUAAAAACUUAUUCUGUCAUGGUGCUGUACAACAAUAAUAACAAUACUUGGAUUUAAAGUUUGCAAAGUUCAUUAUAUAUGGAAUCACAUUUGAGUCUCACAACAACUAGUAGGUACUAGAGAUAUUUUACAGAUAAACUAAGGCUGAGAGGACCCACGUCCACUCGUCCAAGGUCACACUACAAAUAAAUGCCAAAGGCAGGCUACAAACUUGUUCUAUGAGUCAGCUCACCUGAUCCCUGGUCUAGCCAUCAGCUGUGGUGUGCUGCCUCUCUGCCUAGAGUAGGUGAUGGUCAUUUAAAAUAACACCCAGCACGUUUGUUGUAGCAAAGAACUAAAAACAAAGCAGGCACUCAUCCGUCAGGGAAUGGCUUGACAAAUUGUAAUGCAUGAAUACAUGAAUGUAAUGAAUGAAGCAUUAUUGUGCCCUUAAGAAAUGAAGAGUGGAAAGACUUCAGACAAGCCUGGGAAGACACAUCAACGGAUACAGAGUUACUUAAGAAGAAUCAGAGAAACAUAUACAGAAGGGUUAUAACAAUGUAAUAGAAAGAAUAAAAAAGGGAAAACUCCAGGGAAGAGUUGAGAAAAUUCACCUUCCUUUCCUCUGCUGAGACUGAAAAUUUUUACUCAACUGACUUUUUUCUCUUCCUUUUGUAAACUUUGUCUUAUAAAAAUUGGGUCAUUUCAGGUACAGGAGGAGGAGGGAGGAAGAACAUACUCAGAAAGUAAGGUGAUAUAAGAACAAAAGAUUCCAAUAAAAAUAAAAAAUUUAAAUGUC